AUGCCCCUCUCCAUCAGAGCCCAACUCUCAACCCUCUCUGAGUCACUCCCUACAUUCUCUCAGGUGCGCGAGACGAUAAACAAGCAUUUACAAAAAGAUCCUCCUCCAGAAGAACCCUGGGAAGAAAUCGGCGAAACAGAAACCAUUACGUCCAUCCCAUCUAACACCAUGUCAAUCAACCCAUUAUGCUGCAAAGACGCCAUCCCCCUGUCCUACAAACACCUCCUCGAACUCCUCCCCGCAAACACCCUCCAUAACAACGUCCCGCCUUCCCGCUCCGCAGGCCCAUUAAUAGCAAGUCUCCUCGCCUGUAUCCUGAACGCUGACGCUAUACCCCCAGCGCUCAACCCCGAGGGCCCAUUCCCAUAUACCAGUAUAUUCUACGCCGUCGUCGAAGUCGUAACUUUGAAACCCACACCUCCACAAACCCCCAGUCGCAUUCCCCGGGUUUCCACACCCACCAUCCCCUCAGCCCCAUCCUCCUCUUCUACGCCCGUAACGACGAUAUCAACACACUACUUCAUCCCCAUCGAAGAGCGCAACACGCCCACCUCGACGAUCCUGGCGGCCAAAACACCAUUCCACUGUCGAAGAUGGAGGGAGAUCCGUAAAGAGGAAGCGUAUGAGACGGUGAGACGCUCUGAGAUGGAUAUUGUGAUUGGGGAUGGCGAGACGUGGACGCCGAUGGUGGGGACGGAGAAGUUGUGGUGUGAGGGCCAUGGUGUGUGGUGUGAGUUGAGGGCGUGGGUUAGGGAGGAUUGA
This is a messenger RNA of Glarea lozoyensis ATCC 20868, 762 nucleotides long. RefSeq lists its product as uncharacterized. NCBI's taxonomy places the organism in Eukaryota, Fungi, Ascomycota, Leotiomycetes, Helotiales, Helotiaceae. The transcript has 2 exons. The record is from RefSeq and is a predicted model, not a curated record. Bases 1 to 762 code for a protein of 253 amino acids.